This is a messenger RNA of Owenia fusiformis, 340 nucleotides long. The record is from the annotation of a GenBank genome assembly. NCBI's taxonomy places the organism in Eukaryota, Metazoa, Annelida, Polychaeta, Sabellida, Oweniidae.
AAUGAUCACAUGAUGGAAUACAGAAUAGAAAUAUGUGACGCUUAUUUAGCAUGUGCAGAAUACUCAGGACAUAUUAAGGUUAAGCCUCUUGUCAGUAUUGCUGUACCAAUUGAUGAUGAAUCUGAUGAUACAGUGAGUGAAGCAGAGCUCCAGGAAAAGGCAGUGGACAAACUAGCUGGCUCCUUAGACACUCUUGCUUCACUAGAGGAUGUUGGUAACCCUAAAAAUGUCCGCACUAUGAUUAUGUCUUUGUCAAAUACAUUAACAACAGCAACACCCGCUCCGCCUGCAUUGGAAGACAUCCCAGCAGAAGAAGCAAUUGGAGAUCGCCUAAUGGAAC